This is a messenger RNA of Daktulosphaira vitifoliae (grape phylloxera), 663 nucleotides long. RefSeq lists its product as uncharacterized. The transcript is spliced from 2 exons. The annotation marks the transcript as partial. Lineage: Eukaryota; Metazoa; Arthropoda; Insecta; Hemiptera; Phylloxeridae. The record is from RefSeq and is a predicted model, not a curated record.
UUAAAUUUUAGUAUAAUAUAUUUAUAUAUAUAAUAAUGAAUAUUUUGAAGAUACUUGUAAUUUUAAUUACUUCACAUUACGUCCAAUCAUGUACACUCUUUGGUAACGUAGAUACAAAAAAGAUUAAGGAGCUGAAUGAAAUUUUUAGUCAAAAAAAUUGGAUUGAGUUGACAAAAGGCUAUGAAUAUUAUAAAUAUAAAAAUCAUGAUAAUAAGAAGCAUGAUAAUAAAAAGAAAAAGAAAAUAAUUAAUCAACGCAGGCUUUUUGGACCCGAUUCAAAGAAGGUAACCAGUAAAAAUUUAAAUAAAAAAAUGAGAUAUGGUUCAAUAAUACUAAGUUCAAUUUACUACAACGUUGUUGAAACAUUUCGUAAACUUCAAUGGGUUAUUAGUUUUUAUGUCACAGAAAGAGAUAAAUCGAAGAAUGCAGAAAGUAAAACAAAUAAAAAUAUGAAAUCUGAGAGAUUAGAAUAUGAAUAUAUGAAUGAUUUUAAUUUUGAUGAUACAAUUAUUCAACAAUUAAACUAUUUUAAUGAAUCUGUUAAUAAUGCCAUCCCAUUGCUAACUUGUAUGAGUAAUGCACUAAGUUUUUUCAAUUACACAACCCCUGUUCUUACAACUCUACAAAAAUUAAUAGAGUGGCCAUCAAAAAAUNACAACCCCU